GCCCCGACUCCGUCAGUCCCCCUGCGGAAGGAUCCCUUUUUGGGCAGCUCCGCCCUAGUCCCGCCUGUGGCUAUCUUCGGAAAAUCCAAGUUAGGGGCGGAGGCAGCCGCGGUGGGGCGGGGCGUAGUGAGACCGGUAUAAGAGCGGAGGGGGCGGCGGCGGAGUGGCUCACUCGGUGCCGGUGCCCGGGGUUUGUAGUGACCGAGCCCCACCCGCCGGGGCUACCGACGGCUAAGACGUGCUAAUACCAUCAUCGCCGUCUCCUCCUCGCCCUCCUCCUCCUCCUAACAACAACUCCACCCACCGUCCAGUUUCCCUGGAAAGACUAAACCCCAAGAUGGCAGAUGAGACAAACACCAGGGAUUGCAUGUCCUUCAGCGUGCUGAACUGGGAUCAGGUCAGUCGGCUGAAUGAAGUUUUGACUGAGGUUGUACCAAUCCAUGGACGGGGCAACUUCCCCACCCUGAAGAUCACACUGAAGGAUAUUGUUCAGACUGUCCGCAACAGGCUGGAGGAGGCAGGAAUCAAGGUGCAGGAUGUUCGACUGAAUGGCUCUGCCGCUGGUCACGUCUUGGUCAAAGACAAUGGCUUGGGUUGUAAAGACCUGGACCUAAUUUUUCAUGUGGCUCUUCCAACAGAGGCAGAGUUUCAGCUUGUUCGAGAUGUCGUUCUGUGUUCUCUUCUGAACUUCUUGCCAGAGGGAGUCAACAAGCUAAAAAUCAGUCCAGUGACUCUUAAGGAGGCCUAUGUCCAGAAGCUGGUAAAGGUCUGCACGGAUACUGACCGUUGGAGCCUGAUCUCCCUCUCCAACAAGAAUGGAAGGAAUGUGGAACUCAAGUUUGUAGAUUCCAUUCGCCGUCAGUUUGAGUUUAGCGUGGACUCCUUCCAAAUCAUUCUGGACUCUUUGCUUUUGUAUUAUGACUGUUCAAGCAAUCCCAUGUCUGAACACUUUCACCCCACUGUGAUUGGGGAGAGUGUGUAUGGUGACUUUGAGGCAGCCUUUGACCACCUCCGGAACAGACUGAUUGCUACCAAGAACCCAGAAGAAAUCAGGGGUGGGGGACUCCUGAAGUAUAGUAACCUUCUGGUACGGGAUUUCAGACCCACAGACCAAGAAGAAAUCAAGACCUUGGAGCGUUACAUGUGUUCCAGGUUUUUCAUCGACUUUCCAGACAUUCUGGAGCAACAGAGGAAGUUGGAGACCUACCUCCAGAACCACUUCGCUGAAGAGGAGAGAAGCAAGUAUGACUACCUCAUGAUCCUUCGCCGGGUCGUGAAUGAGAGCACUGUGUGUCUCAUGGGACACGAAAGGAGGCAGACCCUCAACCUCAUCUCCCUCCUGGCCCUGCGUGUACUGGCAGAGCAGAACAUCAUCCCAAAUGCCACCAACGUCACUUGUUACUACCAGCCCGCUCCUUACGUCAGUGAUGGCAACUUCAACAACUACUAUGUCGCUAAUACUCCAAUGCCCUACAGCCAGCCAUAUCCCACCUGGCUGCCCUGUAACUAACUAAUGUCUUGGCUUGAGGAUUUCUGAAAAGGAAACCUCAACGGGGCAAGGGCUUUGAGGAAGUAGGGGAGCCUUUCUAGAUGCAGGUGUUUGGCUUUUAAAGGGGAACUCAGCUCUGAUUCUGCUUAUUUUCUUUGUGUACCCAUCGAAUGGGUCUACAGUCUAGCAUGAGAAAACUUUAAAAGGGACCCUUAUUACAGUGACACUUUGGAAACUGACCUGUCCAAAACACACUUACCACUUCAUGGUCCUGAACCUUACGCACUUGUGGAUUUGAGCCCCGUUGCAGUGCAGUUACUUAGAAUGGAAAAUAAGUUGGGCAGUGUAUGAGAAGCCUUAAGCCAACUGUCUUCUCACAUCAAUCUUGCAUCUAAACUAGGCUGUGUUUUAGCCCUUGUCCAGAGUCCUUAGCAGCUAACGCUUGGGCAAAACUGUUUUCUUGAAUCCAUGCAGAAUGACAAUGGUGAGGGUCUUCUAGAGUGCUUUUGUUCUUGUUCCAAGGGGAUUUGAGUAAAGGCCAAAUUGCUUAUGUUUGCUGACUUAUCCCCUUUCAGCAGAGCUGAAGGUUUCCUUCAUCAAUUAAACCAAAGCCAACAGCCUUCAGAAUUGAGGUCUGGUUAGAGGUGGCAUAUGUGGCUUAGAUGCUGUGCUAUCCCAAAGAAUUGUGAGAGGUUACUGCUAAAGCAUGACCUAAAAGGUUUCUUGGAAAUGUAACUCAAAAACGAAAUAAAAUGUAAGACAAUGUUAAAGUAGAAAAAAAUUGGUGGUGGUGGGUGAUGGUUGUGACUAGAGAAUUAAUAUUCAAAUGAUACUUUCUUUAAGGCAUUUUUAAUGAAUGGAACUUUUGGUUGUUUCUCCCAUUCAGUCUUUUUUUUCCUGGCUGACUUGUUUUUGUUGUCCUGUUCUUAAGACUUUUAAGUUGGGCGGUCUUGUUUCAUUUUGUUACUACAAUGACCUAUGCAGACUUCCCCAUGUCUGUGUUGUAGGAUGAGAUGCCCUUUUUGAUCACGUGCCAAAUGUGACAGCUUAAUUUAUUUGAAAUAUAUUGAGUGCUAAUGUGUCGUCCCCCCCCCCCCAAAAAAGGAGAUUUCAGUAGUGUAACUACUCCCCUAACUUUCUAUUCACAGCAUAUGAGUUCAUGAUGCUUACUUGGACUGGAAUUUGGGCUCCUAGGAUAGCUUCAUUUGUAAUUCUAAAUGAUGUGUGGAAAGAUCCCUUUGAAUGGAACAGGCUGCUUGAGGUUUCAAGGAAUUGCAAUAGAACAUAGACUGCUAUUUUGAGUCUUUCUCAUGUCUGGAUGAAGGCUUGCGUUAGUACAAAGUCUAGCGUGGAAGUGGUAAAAGCUCCUAAUUUGGAUUAUGUUUUUGUAAAGGAAUUUCUCAGUUCUCCCUUCUAGGUAAGGACUGGCUUAGUGAAUGAAGAGCUACUGGAUCUUCCUUAGCUGUUUUGUUGACCUCUGACCGACUGUAGUUAUCUUGUAUUCUGCACUUUAGGGAAAGACAGUGUUAACUUUAGUGAGCAUUCUGUUGCUCAGCUUGGUUAAGAUAAGUUCCAGGAUAAUUUAGGUGUAGAGACCACUGCAGAUUCUUCCCUACAGAGAAGGAAUUUCAUGUUGCAGCUUUUUAAUAGGGCCUCCCACUUCAGAGAAACAAUUUUAGUUGACUAGGAAAAUGAUAGCCCAAGCUGACAGAUUUCAAAGGGAUUUAUUCAAAUCCAAGAUCCUGAAUUUGACACUGCUCUGGCCAUAGAAAUCCUGGGAUAUGACAAAGCUAGGUUAAUGAAAGAAUACUUGGAUUCUCUAUCUAAGAGAAAACUAAGAGAGAUGUUUGGUGUGCUCUGUUUGGAAUGUGAUAUUUUGGCCCCCUUUUCAAGUGAAACAGAUGCGUGAGCUUGGUUUUGUUUUCCCCCUUGGGUGUCACUCAUAAUGUAUUAACUUUAGCAAGGUGAAUAAAAAGCCACCUUAGCAGUAUAAUUUGCAUUUGCUUCUUUAGAAGACCUUGCAAAAUUAGGUUGAAUUCCUUACUUUUAAAUCAAAGCUACGUUAUAAAGCUGGGCUCAGGUGUGAAUGGGAUUGGUUUAAGGUCCUUUGGAAGUAUUUUGGGUGUGGCACAGACUGAAGGUGACUUUAUCAAACCCCUUGGUUGUCUGUGACUUAUGAUAAGUUGUCUUUGGGAGGGGUGAUGGCAACACGUGGCAACACGUCUGACCUAAAAUGAUUAAUUUGUGGCAGAAUGUUAAUUAACCAAAGCUUUGACAGUGGCUGGUUUCUAUUUGCUUGCCAGAGAAGUUUGGGGCUGAGGGUGGUGGGGGAUCUCAGGACUACACCCUUAGCUUAAAUAAUUAAAUUCCCAGUUUGUCCUUUUUGAAAGCUCAUUCUGCUUAUACUGCUUGUUUUCUCUCUGGUAUUAAUAUCCUCACUACAGGGUGGUUGAUGGGGGGAGGAGGUAGGAAGACCACUUCUGUUCCCGCCUGCAAAAAUUUGCCUUUAUUCUGUCCCCUUGAAGGAAUAGCAACAUCUUUAGAUUUGUUUUGUAGGUCAUCUAGAAUGUGUGUGGUGUACCACUUUAGAUAAUCUAGAACAUGUAGGAGUUUACUUUAAAGUUAACUGUUGUGCUCUAUUUUGUCUCAAAAUCGUAAGAGCCUUGGAGAGGCCGUAGGGGACAGAAAAGUAUCCAAGUAAGGGGCCCAGAUAACAUUUCUGGAGCUUUUGGCUCCUCUUUGUUCAUUACCCCUCCCCCACCUCCACACACAUUGGAUGCCCCCUUUGUGGAAUCCAACUCUUUUUGUAGUUGCAAGUAGAUGCUUAUUCAGGAGCUAGCAAAACUGUCUAAACUGCAGCUCCCCCACUCCAAGUUAAGUGUGCUGUGGGGCGGAGACUGUUUGGAUAGUGAAGAACAAAACUGGAUCACUAAAACCUAAUCCCUGGCUCAGGUAUGUAGUUACCUGCUAAGGUAGCCCUUAACCAGCUUCAUGAUGUGCCAAGUCACCUCUAAAUCCAGGCGCCUGGACAUUCUACUUAAAAAUGUGCCUUUGGGGGCCAGAGGAGUGGUCUCUGUGGUCUGUAUUUAUGCCAAAUCCAGGGGUUCCUUUUUUUUUUGCUUGUGUUGAGUAAGAGGAAACUUUGGUAGUCACAGAGUGGAAUUAAUAGUUCAAGUAUAAAUUCUAAUCUAAAUUUAAAUAGUACCUCAUUUAUGUUGGGUCCCUAAGAUGUCCUUUUUUUUUCUUUUUUGCCUUUUGCAAACAUGCAGUGUACUCUUAACUUAUUCCUUAGAAUCGGCUUUGAGUGGUCAGCCUAGAUAAGAAUUGUACCUUUUUCUUCAUAUUGGCAGAGGUUUCUGCACUAAAUUCCUGGCCCUCGUUUUGGCAGAUAUUAUCUCACAUUCAAAUUCACUGGCAAACACUUAGAAUAAAACAUUUCACAGGAACACCCUGUGUGUUCAAAUUAAUUAGGAAUAUGUAGGCAAACUGGGUAUCGUUCACAGUCUGUAAGAGGUAGAUUUCCAUUUAAGGGUGAGGAAAGGAAGAAAUGCUUCUUAGAUCAUGGUGCAGAAGCAAUUGGGUUGCUUGCUGUUGGGGCAUGAAAUUUCAAACUUGGCUUUCCUCUGAAAUUUUUUGCUUUUUAUGGUUAUCUAUCAUCCAAUGGCCAAAGAACUGAAUUGAAUUCAUCAUCCUCAUAGCCCCCUCACACCCAUGUCUAGUCUUUACCUUUGUAGUAAUAGUAGAAAGUAGCAGUAGUGGUGAUGAUGGUGAUAGUAGUUAUAGUAGUAAUAGUUGGAUAGGCUUUUUCACUACUGUCACUGUGUUCUUAGCUAGAAGUGCCACUCAAGGUAUCAGGUAUUCCCUUCCUCUUAAGAAUAUUAAUUCCCUUUUGGCUAGUGCUUCCCACCCCUCCCCCUCCCCGCCUGCCCCUGCACCCACCAUGGGCUGGUCUUUGGGACCCAAGUUAGAUUCUUCAAAACUUUUCUUCCAUAGGGUGAAGUGAAGACAUAAUUAAAAUGUUAACACAGGGUGGGAGAAAGCACAUAUUACUAUGAGCCAUUACCAUUCACAGAGGUUACCUGAUUAUUAACUCUGGACCAGAGAGAAUCCACUGGUAUGUGUAUCAACCUAUCUUAGGUACAAAUCUCCUUUUCUUAGAAGUUGAGAGAAUAAACACUGAUUUCUAAGCUUAGAGCCAGAUAUCUUUAUGCUGGUAGAGACCAGAACAUUGUAUCUACUCUGGUCGUAGCUGGCUUUUGGAACAAAUUCCAGUUCUCCUAAUUAACAUUUAGAGGACCAAAGGAGGCCUGGGAAGAUAUUAGAAAAUUUUUCAGAGGGGUGUAAUAGAGCAAAUUAAGAAAAGGAAAGGCCAGUAUUGCUGAAACCAGAUACUUCAAGUGCCUAAAUCUUGUUUAUCACUUUUUUUUAAUAACUUAAGUGUAAUAUUAAAAAAAAAACAAGUGUGAUAGUUGGAACAGACAAAGGUACAGAGCAGUCAUCUACUCCUGUGUGUGUAUGGGAAGGUUAAAAGACCAUUCACUAAUGAAGUGGAUAAAUUAAAUGAUGUGGGUUUGUGUGGGUUUUCUUUUU
Trichosurus vulpecula (common brushtail) is the source of this 6079-nucleotide messenger RNA. It is a transcript of the gene TENT5C, whose product is annotated as terminal nucleotidyltransferase 5C. The coding region runs from base 338 to 1510 and encodes 390 amino acids. Gene Ontology annotation, biological process: mRNA stabilization. The transcript has 2 exons. Lineage: Eukaryota; Metazoa; Chordata; Mammalia; Diprotodontia; Phalangeridae. The record is from RefSeq and is a predicted model, not a curated record. Gene Ontology annotation, molecular function: poly(A) RNA polymerase activity; RNA binding.